Molecule: messenger RNA, 1125 nt
Organism: Lymnaea stagnalis (great pond snail)
Lineage: Eukaryota; Metazoa; Mollusca; Gastropoda; Lymnaeidae
Source: the annotation of a GenBank genome assembly
GUUUAAGGGAAAUGGAGUCUAAGGUAAAUAUCACACAGAGGCCCGCGUCCAUCUUAAGUCCAGGGGCUAUACAUUUCUUCGAGUUUUAUUUCUCAAUCUUCAUCAUCGUCCCUUCGGUCUUCGGGGGGAUCUUCAACGUGAUCAACAUCGCGGUGUUUUCAAAGAUUGGUUUCAAAGAUGGCGUCAUGCUGACGUUUCUUCUCCUCGCCGUGUCCGACGCCUGCCAGCUGGCCCUAGCUCUCCUGGGCUGCCUGUUCGUUCCCGCCGCUUACAUUUUAACCGAUCUCCAACUUCCGGUUCCGGUAGACCCUAGCGCAUUGGUGUACAUCAGCAUCUGGUACAACCAUAUGUUCUGCGACAUUUCGGUUGUCAUAACCACGUAUCUCGCGGUGCAGCGCUGCUGCUGCGUCGCCAUGCCGCUGCAUUUUAAAAGCAAGUUCACCACGAAACGCACCGCGUUCGUGCUUUCGAGCAUCUUUGUUUCAGUGAGCGCCACCUACGUUCCCAUUUUCGAAACACAGGGUUUGCAAGGAGCACCCUCCAAGCCAAACAUCACGGCAAGCCCCCAGCUCGUUUUGCGGUUGGCCCCGAAUCGAGCUGUCGUUCAGGGGAUAAACGACGUCAUGAACAAAAUUUUCUUGAAAACAGCCGGACAGGCGGUGGUCAUGAUGUGCUCGGUCGUCCUGUCCGUUCAUCUGAUCUCCGCCUCCAAGUUUCGAUUGGACAACAAGACGACGCCUCUGUCCAAGACUAGCGGCGCCCCCGGGAAGAGAAUGAAACUCGAUCUGCAGGUCAUCAAGUCUGUGACGCUGGUGUCGCUCAUCUUUGUGUUCUUCAACGUGCCCAGGUUAUUGUUUACGUACGGCAGGCGGAUCGAGCCGGAGUUCAACAUCUACCGCCGGUAUGAAAGCCUGUACUACGCCAUGGCGCAGGUCUGCAACGUCGCCGAAUGUCUCAACGCCGCGGUGAAUAUCUUCGUCUACCACAACUGCAACAGGAAAUUCGCGGCCGUUUUGAGAGCGUGCCUGCUUUGUAAUUCUCAAGGUCAAGGGCGUCGAGGUGAUGACGCGGCCGCCGAAACUUAAAUUAAAUAGCAACCAAUAUUACGGAUCUCCGACAUCAACC